UGUGUCUUACAAAUUGCCUACAGAUUCAGUAUUUGAUUCUGGCUUUCAAAAAUUGUUUUCGUUUUAAAAAUUUGAAGUUACCAAAAUGACCGAAAAGCGGAAGCUCCUUCAGCGGUACAUGCGAAACCUAAACGAUCUACAGGAUGAGCUCAAGCGGAAAGAGCUGGAGAACAAGAUGAAGGAACUGGAAAUGUUGCAGGUUAAGCUAGCUCGUCGCCAGGAGCAGUCUGGCACCAAAUGCGCUGGCGGUAAGAUCAAGGACUUGCGCCAGAAAAAGCUUCGAAAGGUACUAGGCAAAUAUAUGAUGACCCUGGAGGGAUUUCUUUGCGAGUUGGCCCGCAGGGAGGCGCGUCUAAGUGGCGACAAGGGUCGCGUUAGUGAAUCCGAGAACCUGCCACAUCCGCAGAUGUUGGAGGAGUACACAGUAGCGUUCUGUGCUGUCGGUGAGGACGGUCGGGAGCUGUUAGAGGCGGCUCUUUCUGCACGCCGGUGUGCCUAUGCACCAUACAGCAACUUCAAAGUAGGAGCAGCCUUCCGUGCGAAGUGCGGCAGGAUCUACACGGGCUGCAAUAUCGAGAACGUAGCAUUCACUCCAGGUAAUUGUGCGGAACGUUGUGCUCUGGCCAAGGGAAUAAGCGAGGGCGAGAAGAAGUACACGGCGGGUGCUGUGGUAGCCUAUCACCCAGAUGGGUUUACCACACCCUGCGGUGUCUGCCGGCAGUUCAUUCUAGAGUUCGUCCAAAAAGACAUUCCUAUCUACAUUGCCAAGGCUCCGCCGCCGGAGCAAGAGGACUGCAUUCCUGCGAUUCAAGACGAUGAUGAAGUGCUGGUCACGUCCGCUUACCAUUUGCUACCUUACAGCUUUAACUCAUUUGAAUGAAAUUUUCCUCUAAUCAUAUUAAAAGGAGUUUGCAUACUUA
This is a messenger RNA of Drosophila erecta, 920 nucleotides long. Its product is annotated as cytidine deaminase. NCBI's taxonomy places the organism in Eukaryota, Metazoa, Arthropoda, Insecta, Diptera, Drosophilidae. The record is from RefSeq and is a predicted model, not a curated record. Bases 86 to 880 code for a protein of 264 amino acids. Gene Ontology annotation, cellular component: cytosol. The transcript is spliced from 2 exons. Gene Ontology annotation, molecular function: cytidine deaminase activity; zinc ion binding.